Messenger RNA from Anolis sagrei ordinatus, 1883 nucleotides. Lineage: Eukaryota; Metazoa; Chordata; Lepidosauria; Squamata; Anolidae. The record is from RefSeq and is a predicted model, not a curated record.
AUGGGGGAAAUUGCCAGCCUUGAACAGGUAGCUGCUGUAGUAGGUGGUGUGGUAGGAGGAAUUAUUCUGCUGGUCCUUAUUGGAAUAGCUGCGUACCUCUUUUGGAAGAAAGUCUACCUCAAAGCUUCUUAUGAAGAACUUGUUGAAUCUGCUUCCCCUGUCCGGCAGGACACAGUUGCCACCGAAGCAUCUUCUUCACCUCAUCCUCCAAAGGCAAGAACGAAAAGUGUCCCUUUUAUUGUUCCACCAAAAUUUAAUAGACAAGCUUGGACUGAAAUGAUAAAUGGAGAACAUGUUCAGGAAGACAGUGAUCUCUACCUUACCCCAGAUUCUGGGCCUCGAUCCUCUUUCCAUUCUUUAGCAGGAGCAUACCUUGUAGGUGCCAUUAACCCAGAACUCUAUAAGUUUCCCGAAGACAAGAGUGAGACAGACUUUCCUGAAGGAAACAUUGGUCGACUUUGGUUCUCUGUGGAAUAUGAGCCAGAAUCAGAAAGGCUUCUUGUCUCUUUGAUCAAAGCUCGAAAGUUGCAGUCUCCUGCCAGCUCUUGCAACCCCUUCGUGAAAAUCUACCUGCUGCCUGAUGAGAGGCGUUACUUGCAGUCCAAGACCAAGCGGAAAAAUCUCAACCCUCAGUUUGAGGAGAACUUUGUUUUCCAGAUUUCCAGUAACACACUCCACCAAAGGACACUGAAGUUCUGUGUCUACCAUGUUGACAAACAGAAGAAGCAUAUUCUCCUAGGACAAGUAACUUUCCCUCUGAAAAAUGAAAGCUUAUCUGGUGAUGGGAAAGUCAUUGUUUGGAGAGAUUUGGAAGCAGAUAACCUCGAGGUGCCUUCUGAACACGGUGACCUCCAGUUUUCUCUCAGCUACAAUGGCUAUCUGGGCCGUCUCACAGUGGUGGUGCUAAGAGCAAAGGGCUUGAAGUUCCAGAAAGAAAAACAAGCUCUUGAUAAGUGUGGUGUUUUUGUCAAAGUGUCUCUAAUGAAGCAGAAUCAGUUCAUCAAAGCCAAAAGAACUACAGCUGUUGUGAGUUUGUCUGAUCUGUUGUUCAAUGAGACGCUGAGCUUCAAGGUUGACCAACUAGAGCUGGAUACAACAAGCCUGAGCCUAUCUGUGCUCCAGGAAGUGGAGGGAGGAGAAACCUACUCGCUGGGUCGUGUGGUUAUUGGGCCCUUCAUGUACACCAGAGGCAAAGAACUGGAACACUGGAAUGAAAUGAUCAGCAAACCCAAGGAACUGGUGAAGAGGUGGCAUGCACUGUCUCUUAGUAGCUGAAGGGUGAAGAGCUCUCUUGCAAGUGAGACCUUCUGCCUUUGCAUAGUGGGAGUAAAGGACUUUCUACAGUGUUAUCUACAGAUCGGUCUACCAGAUGUAUCUCCAGUUAGGUAUUUUUCACAGAAACUCUGUGGCUAGUAAUUAACAAUGGUUGGCAACCUCCGUAGAAAGAUAUUGGCCUAAACACGAUCUCCUCCAUCAUCCACUCAAAUGCAGAAAAGAAUAGGACCCUUAAAAUUAGGAGCGCUCCUAAACUAGGAAGGAAAGGAUCUGAAAGCCUACAUAUAGCUGCCAUUGAAAUUGAGUAUGCUUUUGCCUAAGGGCCUCAUCGCAAAGGCCAAGCAAAGUGUCCCACUUGUUUGGCAUUGCGGCAAAAGGAGAGGAAAAGCAGUGUGAAUCUGUCAUUGAGGCAAAAGGAGAGGGAAAGCAGUGUGAAUCUGUCAUUCCGCGUGCGGCUUCGUAUUGGCAACGCUUUCACUAUCACACGGGGGAAACAUUGCAGUCCCAGAGAGGACCUCUUGUGUUGUAGUGGAAGCCUCUGGCAAUGCUUUCACCCCAGUUGGGGGUAAGGUCUUCGCAGGAAGUCACACAACGCUGUGUGAUGGCUG